CCGCCCUAGCCGAGGAUGCUGAGGAUGAAGCUGCCGCCCAAGCCGACGCACCCCGCUGAGCCGCCGCCCGAGGCGGAUGAGCCCGAGGCGAGGGCGCCACCACCGCGCCGCCGACGGGACUGCCGCCCGCCGCCCUCCGGCCCUCCGCGGGCCCCACCGCCGGCCCGGGCGCUCGGGCCGCCUGUUGCCGGCGGGGCGGCCCCGGGUCCGGGGGCGCCCGGCGGGGCGGCGGCGGCGCUUCGCGAGCAGGAGCGCGUGUACGAGUGGUUCGGGCUGGGGCUGGGCUCGGCGCAGCGCCUGGAGUUCCUGUGCGGGCUUCUGGACCUGUGCAACCCGCUCGAGCUGCGCUUCCUCGGCUCAUGCCUCGAAGACCUGGCGCGCAAGGACUACCACUAUCUGCGCGACUCGGAGGCCAAGGCCAACGGCCUCUCGGACCCGGGGCCGCUGGCCGACUUCCGAGAGCCCGCCGUGCGCUCGCGACUCAUUGUCUAUCUGGCUCUGCUGGGCUCGGAGAACCGCGAGGCCGCCGGCCGCCUGCACCGCUUGCUGCCCCAGGUGGACUCGGUGCUCCAGAGCCUGCGCGCCGCCCGGGCCGAGGGCUCGCCGGUCGGCGCAGAGGACGAGGACGGCGCGGACGCCGAGCAGGACGGCUCCGGGCAGGAAGGCGGCGGCGCCGAACCCCGGGCCGGAGGCGGGCUCGGCCUCAGGGCCCAGGAGGAGCUGCUGCUGCUCUUUACCAUGGCCUCGCUGCACCCGGCCUUCUCUUUCCACCAGCGAGUCACCCUGAGGGAGCACCUGGAGAGACUCCGCACGGCGCUGCGCCGGGGCCCCGCGGAGGUGGAGCCGGGCCACUUUGCCGGCCCCAGGGCCCAGAGUGAUUCUGCUCAUGGUGAUUACAUGCACAGUAACGAGACCAGUUUAAUAGAACAAGCCCCAAUACCUCAUGAUGGACUUACUCUGGCACCUCAUAGAGCUCAGCAAGAAGCUGUACACAUUGAGAAGAUAAUGCUGAAAGGAGUCCAGAGAAAAAGGGCUGACAAAUAUUGGGAAUACACCUUCAAAGUAAAUUGGUCUGAUCUUUCAGUAACAACAGUAACAAAAACCCACCAAGAACUACAAGAAUUUCUACUGAAGCUUCCAAAGGAAUUGUCUUCAGAGACUUUUGACAAGACCAUCUUAAGAGCGCUGAACCAGGGUUCCUUGAAAAGGGAAGAACGGCGACAUCCUGAUCUCGAGCCCAUCCUAAGGCAGCUAUUUUCAACUUCAUCACAAGCAUUUCUACAGAGUCAGAAAGUACACAACUUUUUCCAGUCCAUAUCAUCGGAAUCUUUACACAGUCUCAAUAACUUACAAUCCUCUCUGAAGACUUCCAAGAUAUUAGAACACUUAAAAGAAGACAGCUCAGAAGCUUCAAGUCAGGAAGAAGAUGUCUUACAGCACACCGUCAUCCACAAGAAACAUACUGGGAAAAGUCCCGUUGUGAACACUGUUGGUACGAGUUGCUCUCCAAUGGAUGGGCUUACCAUGCAGUAUUCUGAACAGAAUGGGAUUGUGGAUUGGAGGAAGCAAAGCUAUACAGCCAUACAGCACCCAGAGCACUGUGUGACCUUAGCUGACCAGCAUUCAGCUGACAAAUGGAGCUUAUCUUCAAAAAAUAAGAAGAAGGGAAAGCCACAAAUAGAAAAGGAGAAAAUUAAGAACAAUGACAACAGACUGAGUAGCAGAAUAAAUGGCAUUAGACUCUCCACUCCUCAGCAUGUCCAUGAUGGUUCUGUGAAAGAUGUGAAUUUGGACAUUGGAUCUGGACAUGAUACGUGUGGAGAAACAUCUUCAGAGAGUUACAGUUCUCCAUCUAGCCCACGACAUGAUGGAAGAGAAAGCUUUGAGAGUGAAGAAGAGAAAGACAGAGAUACAGACAGCAAUUCUGAGGACUCUGGGAAUCCAGCAACAACCAGGUUUACGGGUUAUGGUUCUGUCAACCAGACUGUCACUGUCAAGCCUCCUGUUCAGAUUGCUUCACUAGGAAAUGAGAAUGGAAGCCUCUUGGAAGAUCCCUUGAACUUCCCCAAGUAUCAGCAUAUUUCUUUUAUGCCAACUUUACACUGUGUCGUGCACAAUGGUGCCCCAAAGCCUGAGGUGGUUGUUCCUCCACCCAAAUCCGUGGAUGGCAAAACAAUAGGGAUGCUGGUUCCUAGUCCUGUGGCUAUUUCUGCAAUUAGAGAGUCCGCAAAUUCAACCCCUGUUGGAAUACUUGGGCCAGCAGCUUCUACUGGAGAAUCAGAAAAGCAUCUUGAAUUACUGGCUUCCCCUUUACCUAUUCCGUCAACUUUCCUUCAACAUAGUAGUACUCCUGCUUUGCACCUAACAAUUCAGAGGCUAAAAUUACCACCACCACAGGGAUCUUCUGAGAGCUGCACCGUUAACGUCCCACAGCAGUCAGCUGGGAGUCUGAACGUCGGAUCACCAAACACUGCCUUCAUUCCUGUCCAUAACCCAGGUAGUUUUCCAGGAUCGCCUGUUGCUACCACAGACCCCAUCACAAAACCUGCAUCCCAAGUGGUAGGACUAAAUCAAAUGGUGCCUCAAGUUGAGGGAAACACAGGAACACUCCCUCAGCCUACCAAUGUGAAGGUAGUUCUCCCAGCAGCAGGCCUCUCAGCUGCACAGCCACCAGCUUCCUACCCUUUACCAGGCUCACCCCUUGCUGCCGGUGUGUUACCCAACCAGAGUUCCAAUGUGCUAAACACGGCAGCAGCUUCCACUCAGCCUGCGAGCGCAGGCCUCAGCCAGGUCCAGCCGACUGUUCCUCCUGCAGUUCCCACCCACACCCCAGGCCCUGCCCCGAGUCCAAGCCCCGCUUUGACACACAGCACUGCUCAGAGUGACAGCACAUCCUACAUCAGUGCUGUGGGCAAUACGAACGCUAAUGGGACAAUAUUGCCGCCGCAGCAGAUGGGCUCCGGUCCUUGUGGUUCUUGUGGGCGAAGGUGUAGCUGUGGGACCAGUGGGAACCUUCAGCUCAACAGUUACUAUUACCCUAAUCCGAUGCCCGGACCAAUGUACCGAGUCCCAUCCUUCUUUACUCUGCCGUCCAUUUGCAACGGCAGCUACCUCAACCAAGCACAUCAGAGCAAUGGAAACCAACUUCCUUUCUUUUUGCCUCAGACGCCAUAUGCAAAUGGACUGAUGCAUGACCCAGUCAUGGGGAGCCAAGCCAACUAUGGCAUCCAACAGAUGGCAGGAUUUGGGAGAUUCUACCCUGUGUACCCAGCACCUAAUGUAGUUGCCAACACCAAUGGUUCAGGGCCCAAGAAGAACGGGAACGUGUCCUGUUACAAUUGUGGUGUAAGCGGACACUAUGCACAGGACUGUAAGCAGUCGUCCAUGGAGGCCAAUCAACAAGGCACUUACAGACUGAGAUACGCACCUCCCCUCCCCCCUUCUAAUGAUACGUUGGACUCUGCAGACUGAAACAAGUAAAGCUUGCCUACUUAAUACCCUCAAGUGUGGGGAAGUUUGGUGGGGUCUGGAGGGGAGGAGAGGAAAGGUAUUUUGUUGGUUUUUUUGUCUUCACAUUUCCUAGAUUUCUAUGCAGUUGGAAGUUUUCAUUUCUCUUGUACAAUGUCCACAACAAAAGACGAAUGCAAUGCUUUUGAGCCUCUGGUCUCCUGGCUCAACAACAGGCUUCUAUGUAUGAUAUGUGUAAUUUAAACACAUGAACAAACUUAUCAAAUGGAAAAUGUUGAUGCGUGCUUUUUUUUUUUUACACUGAAAUACUUGCUGUGUGCAAUGUUUACGGAAUCUUGAAAACUGUGUAUUUGACCCUUUUUUUUUACAACACUGGUGACAGUCAUAUGGUUUUGAAAAAAAGAAACUUUGCUUCUUCCCCAGCUUUUCUCACUUUCGCCCCAAGCAAGCACUUCUCCCCACCCGCUUCUCCGGCCUACAGGAGCAGCUGGCAGUGGGCUUGUCCACACUCGGGCACACUGCUCCACAGAGGAUUGGAGGGUAAAAUGUCUCCACCUUCAUCUCCCUGGAGAGCUCACGUUCCCCCAGUAGUGUGUCUGUAUGUAAGAAACAGCAUCAUAUAAAUACAUAUAUGCAGCGUUUGUUGUCCAAAUAAAAAUUAAAAUAAGUAAAAGAGAGGAAGAAGUGAAACCAUAUGAAACUGAAAAGAUAUGAAAUGGACAAAGAGCUUUUUCUUAAAAAAAAAAAAAAAACUUUUUAACUUCCAUCAUACUUUUUUA
Loxodonta africana (African savanna elephant) is the source of this 4247-nucleotide messenger RNA. RefSeq names its product zinc finger CCHC-type containing 2 (gene ZCCHC2). NCBI's taxonomy places the organism in Eukaryota, Metazoa, Chordata, Mammalia, Proboscidea, Elephantidae. The transcript has 14 exons. Bases 16 to 3471 code for a protein of 1151 amino acids. Gene Ontology annotation, molecular function: zinc ion binding; phosphatidylinositol binding; nucleic acid binding. The record is from RefSeq and is a predicted model, not a curated record.